AUGAACCCUCAGCCCUUGUGCAAUGCAGCCCUUGGCGCCGGUUCGAUUGGACACGUGCGCAUCACAAGCCGCGCGCACGUCAAUGAGGUGUACUUCCAGGGCAUCAGCGGCCACAUCACCAUCCCCUCGGACCAGCCACCCAUCGCCGGCCGCCCCGGAACAUGCGCUGUCUACCGGGGCACUUCUGAGUGCGUGGGGCCGGGCGACGGAGUGGAGCAGGCCUACCCCGUGGCUGUCAAAGUGGACAGGUGCCCCUGGAGGCUGGAGCGGGUGCUGGCCUACAUGCACCACAUGGGGGACAUCUGCCCCGCGCUCGCAUCGUCCCCCUGGCUGAUGACAGUGCUGCGCACCGAAUUCCACUACAGCAGAGAGGGGCUGCGGCUCCUGCAGGUGCAGCCGCUGGGGGAGAGGUCGCUGCGGGAGCUGAUGGCCGGCUACCAGCAGGGCCCUCUGCUGCCUGACCUGAGGCGCCCAGUGAAAGAACCACGCUCAUUCGUGGAUGCGUCUCGCACGGCGGCACACCCGGAUACCUCCUACGACACCUACCUCCUGCGCCACGCGGGCGGCGGCAUGCCCUGGCGCGAGGCGCGGCUCAUUGGGCUGCAGCUGCUGCAAGGUAUAGCGGACCUGGAGCGCAUUGGCGUGGUGCAUACCGACAUCAAGCCGGACAACGUCGUCAUGCUGAACGGCCGGGUAUGUAGGGCCGGCUUUGAGGAGCAAGAGAGGUCUGAGUUCUGA
Messenger RNA from Monoraphidium neglectum, 738 nucleotides. RefSeq lists its product as hypothetical. Lineage: Eukaryota; Viridiplantae; Chlorophyta; Chlorophyceae; Sphaeropleales; Selenastraceae. The transcript has 2 exons. Gene Ontology annotation, biological process: protein phosphorylation. Gene Ontology annotation, molecular function: ATP binding; protein kinase activity. Bases 1 to 738 code for a protein of 245 amino acids. The record is from RefSeq and is a predicted model, not a curated record.